GUGACUACUGAAAACACCUCCAUCAAAAUAAAUAAUCUGACUCCCGGAGCACAGUACACAUUCAGAGUGUUUGCAGUUGCAGCUGAUCAUGUGACCGAGGGGAGAGGCAAUCAGAUUUCACUGUAUACCAAGCCAGAUGUGAUCAGGAAUCUCAGAGUGACCAACAUCACAACCUCAUCUCUGUUACUGACAUGGGAAGAACCAGCCGGAAAUAGAUCUUUCUUUAAACUUCAGUGGACUGAUAAUAAAACAAGUGGUAAUUCAACAGAAACUAUUAACACUUCCUAUCACAUCACUGGUCUGACUGCUGCAGUAAAUUAUACAUUCUGCAUCACUGCUGUUACUGGAGAUAAAUCAACAGGAGGAGAAACUGUCUGCAGAUCACAAUUUACCAAGCCAAAUGUGAUCCGGAAUUUCAGAGUGACUGACUACACAACCUCAUCUGUGUUUCUGACAUGGGAUGAACCAUUUGAAAAUAGAUCUUUCUUUAAAAUUAAUUGGACUGAUGAGAAAACAAACAGAAAUUCAAUAGAAACUAGUAACACUCUCUAUAACAUCACUGGUCUCACUGCUGGAGUCAAUUACACAUUCUGCAUCACUGCUGUGACAGCAGAUAAAUCAAAAGGAGAAACUUCCUGCAUCUCAAAAUAUACCAAGCCAGAUGUGAUCAGGAAUCUCAAAGUGACUGAAAUCACAAUAUCAUCUGUGUUUCUGACAUGGGAUGAACCAUUUGGAAAUAGAGAUUUUUUUAGAAUUGAAUGGACUAAGAAAAGUAUGCUUGAAAGAACUGGUGAAACGAAUGGAAAUUCAACAGAAACUACUAACAAUUCCUCUCUCAUCACUGGUCUGACUGCUGGAGUCAAUUACACAUUCUGCAUCUCUGCUGUGACAGCAGAUAAAUCAACAAAAGGAGAAACUCAUUGCAUCUCACAAUUUACCAAUUCCACAGAUUCUAACUCAAAGUCUAACAUUGGGCUGAUUGUUGGUGUCGUUUUGGCAGUGAUCUGUUUUCUCUUCAUCAUCACUCUCAUUCUCUUCUUCUAUUCAAGAAGACAAACCAAAAAACAAUGUCCUGACAUCCCUGUACACACCAUUAGCGAUAAAAUUAAUAUUGCUUUGAGAAUAGAAGAUUAUGAAGAGUACUUUAAGCGGAAACAUGCAGAUUCCAACUGUGGUUUUGCUGAAGAGUAUGAGGAGUUGAAAACUGUUGGAACGGCACAGUCAAAGAACACCGCCCUGGCUAUUGAAAACAAGGCGAAGAACCGUUACAGCAAUGUGUUACCUUAUGAUGCUUCAAGAGUGAAGUUGUCAAUGUGUGGCAGUCCCUUUGAUGACUACAUCAAUGCCAACUACAUCCCAGGCUACAAUUCAAGAAAGGAGUUUAUAGCAGCUCAGGGUCCGUUACCCGUCACAGUGAAUGAAUUCUGGAGAAUGGUCUGGGAGAAGAACGGCUACACCAUAGUGAUGCUAACCAAAUGCAAUGAGAUGGGACGAGUGAAAUGUGAGAAGUACUGGCCAUCUGGGACUAAUCAUUAUCAUAACAUCUCUGUGACGACCACCUCAGAGAUCGAACUGGAGAGUUGGACAAUAAGAGACUUUAGAAUCAAAAAUGUGAAAACAGCAGAAUCUCGCUAUGUACGCCAGUUCCACUUUACGGCAUGGCCAGAUCAUGGAGUUCCACAGACCACUGAAGUCCUCAUUGACUUCAGACACCUGGUGAGAGAACACAUGGAGCAGUACUCACGUCACUCGCCAACUGUGGUGCACUGCAGUGCCGGUGUGGGUAGAACGGGGACCUUCAUUGCCAUUGACCACCUGAUCUUACAGAUUGAAAGAGACAGCAUGGUGGACAUCUACGGAAUCGUUAAUGAUAUGCGCAUGCACAGGCCUCUUAUGGUGCAGACUGAGGAGCAAUAUGUUUACCUCCACCAGUGUGCAUAUGACAUAAUUCGAUCAAGAACUGGAACCAAUGUGGACUUAAUUUACCAGAACGCAGCAGCACUCAGUAUCUAUCAGAAUGUAAACUAUCAAAAAUCGUAAAUGUACAUGACCUCAAGAUGGCACUUGUCAAACAAUCAGAGAAAUUUAAGACUGCAUUAAUCGCAUUUUAAGUUUCACAUAUACAUAUGUAUGUCCUUUACAUAUAGCUGGAUAUACCUUUGAGUAAUAUUUUAAUUUUAAUGAAUACAUUUAAAAGAUUACACUGGAAAAAAUG
Molecule: messenger RNA, 2215 nt
Organism: Sinocyclocheilus anshuiensis
Lineage: Eukaryota; Metazoa; Chordata; Actinopteri; Cypriniformes; Cyprinidae
Product: receptor-type tyrosine-protein phosphatase eta-like
Exons: 15
Biological process (GO): peptidyl-tyrosine dephosphorylation involved in inactivation of protein kinase activity
Cellular component (GO): signaling receptor complex
Molecular function (GO): protein binding; protein tyrosine phosphatase activity
Source: RefSeq, a predicted model, not a curated record